UCAUUAACGGCCAUACACCUUGUUUACGGUUGUUGCUAGAAGUUGCAGACAACCCUGAUGUGACAGAUGCCAAAGGACAAACCCCACUAAUGCUUGCAGUGGCAUAUGGGCACAUUGAUGCUGUUUCUUUAUUACUUGAAAAAGAAGCAUCUGUUGAUGCAGCUGAUCUCCUGGGAUGCACAGCUUUACAUCGAGGGAUUAUGACCGGGCAUGAAGAGUGCGUUCAGAUGCUGCUGGAGAAAGAAGUAUCUAUUCUGUGCAAAGACGCCAGAGGCAGGACGCCGCUGCACUUCGCAGCAGCUCGGGGUCACGCCACUUGGCUGAGUGAGUUACUGCAGGUGGCACUUUCGGAGGAGGACUGCAGUUUGAAAGAUAACCAAGGUUACACACCGCUGCACUGGGCUUGCUACAACGGUCAUGAAAACUGCCUAGAGGUACUAUUGGAACAAAAACUUUUCCGCACAUUCUAUGGUAAUAGCUUCUCUCCAUUGCACUGUGCCGUAAUCAACGAUCAUGAAAACUGUGCAUCCCUGCUCAUCGGAGCCAUCGAUGCCAGCAUUGUCAACUGCAAAGAUGACAAAGGAAGAACGCCCCUUCACGCAGCAGCCUUCGCGGAUCACGUGGAGUGCCUCCAGCUCCUCCUGAGCCACAGCGCACAAGUGAACGCUGCGGAUCACGCGGGGAAAACUCCGCUCAUGAUGGCAGCUCAGAACGGCCACGUAGGUGCUGUAGACUUUUUGGUGAACAUUGCCAAGGCUGACCUGACGUUAAAGGAUAAGGAGUUGAAUACGUCUUUGCACUUGGCUAGCAGUAAAGGUCAUGAAAAAUGUGCCUUGUUAAUACUUGACAAGAUACAAGAACAGAGCCUUAUUAAUGCAAAAAAUAAUGCAUUGCAGACACCUCUCCAUAUUGCUGCACGAAAUGGCUUAAAGCUGGUGGUUGAAGAGCUGCUAGCCAAAGGGGCAUGUGUCCUGGCAGUAGAUGAAAAUGUUUCUAGGUCAAACGGACCACGACCCUCCUCUGCAACAGAUGUACAAAAGGAAGAAUGAGACUUUUUAAACAAUUUAAAAACAAAAAAAAAAAACCACACAAAAAAACCCCCAAACCAAAAAAAAAAGGUAUCAUGGACUAACCAGCUGUACCAAGAGGACCAAAACGCUUCAGUAAUUAAACGGAAGACUUUGCUACUUUUAUUUUUUUCUUCAAAUGUGAGUGACACAAUGAAGUAGUUUUUCUAAACCAUGUAAUUAUAAACUUUUUGAGGUAAUGAAUAG
Messenger RNA from Apaloderma vittatum (bar-tailed trogon), 1274 nucleotides. Its product is annotated as serine/threonine-protein phosphatase 6 regulatory ankyrin repeat subunit B-like. The transcript has 10 exons. The record is from RefSeq and is a predicted model, not a curated record. Gene Ontology annotation, cellular component: nucleus. Gene Ontology annotation, molecular function: protein binding; transcription cis-regulatory region binding. Lineage: Eukaryota; Metazoa; Chordata; Aves; Trogoniformes; Trogonidae. The annotation marks the transcript as partial. Gene Ontology annotation, biological process: positive regulation of transcription by RNA polymerase II.